Messenger RNA from Archocentrus centrarchus (flier cichlid), 5167 nucleotides. RefSeq names its product heterogeneous nuclear ribonucleoprotein L-like. Gene Ontology annotation, biological process: mRNA processing. Gene Ontology annotation, cellular component: nucleus. The coding region runs from base 1 to 1317 and encodes 438 amino acids. Gene Ontology annotation, molecular function: RNA binding. The record is from RefSeq and is a predicted model, not a curated record. The transcript has 13 exons. NCBI's taxonomy places the organism in Eukaryota, Metazoa, Chordata, Actinopteri, Cichliformes, Cichlidae.
AUGUGGAAGAAUAUGCUUCUGCUGUCCUCUGUGUUGAAAACAUUACCAUCAACACCCGAGUCAGGAUCCCCCCAAAUCGGAAUCCCGGUCCAGGUUCUUCUGAAGGAGCACAACACUGCCUUCAAGUCAAGAUACAGAGACAAUGGCGAGGACUCCCAUCGUAUCUCUCCCAGUCCUGUGGUGCAUGUCAGGGGUCUGUGUGAGGCUGUGGUGGAAGCAGACCUGAUAGAUGCCCUGGAAAAGUUUGGACCCAUAUGUUAUGUGAUGAUGAUGCCAUUCAAGCGUCAGGCCUUGGUGGAAUUCUCUGCAGUUGAGAGUGCUGACCGCUGUGUGUCCUGUGGAGCCAAGGAGCCAGUAUACAUAGCAGGCCAACAGGCUUACUUUAAUUAUUCCACAUCCAAAAGAAUCACCAGGCCAACAAAUGCCGACAACCCCAACAGUGGUAACAAAGUCCUCCUGCUGUCCAUACAGAAUCCCCUCUACCCUAUAACAACGGAUGUUCUGUACACCGUGUGUAACCCCAUUGGCAGUGUGCUACGGAUCGUCAUCUUUAAACGAAAUGGAAUCCAGGCCAUGGUGGAGUUUGAGUCAGUUCAGUGUGCUCAGAAGGCCAAAGCAGCUCUGAACGGAGCCGACAUCUAUGCUGGUUGCUGUACACUAAAGAUUGAAUAUGCAAGGCCAACACGUCUGAAUGUUAUUAAGAACGACAACGAGAGCUGGGACUACACAAAACCAUACCUGGUCAGACGAGACCGUGGAAAGGGACGACAGAGACAGGCCAUUUUAGGUGAACACCCAUCAUCCUACAGUGAUAACAGCUAUGGUCCACCAUGCCCCCUGCUGCCACUUCCUGGCAACAGCAGGUACAAGCUCACCUCAGUGGAUGUUCCAGACAUGGUGUCUUACCCGCUACCCCAGUCGUCCUCCUCAUACUCUGGCCACGCCCCUAGUUCUGUUGCCAUGGUUAGUGGCCUGCAUCCAUCCAAGAGGAACAACCGCUUCAGCAGUGCUGGACAGGCCUCCAAAAACAUCAUCCAGCCUCCAUCUGCAGUGUUGCACUACUACAACGUUCCUCCGUGCAUAUCACAGGAUCAUUUACUGAGGCUGUGCACGGAGCAUGAUUUGCCCGGCUUUGUCAAAUUCAAGAUGUUUGAUGCCAAACCCUCUUCUAAGACAAUCUCUGGCUUGUUGGAGUUUGACAGUAAGACAGAAGCUGUGGAGGUUCUUACUGUGCUCAACCACUACCAGAUCAGGAUCCCCAACGGGUCCAACCCAUACACUCUCAAACUGUGUUUUUCCACCUCAUCACAUCUGUAACGAGCUGCAGAGCACACAGAGAGCUGCCGGACCUGCCGAUAGCUGACCUCUGACCUGGGGGAGGGAGCGUGAAAGGCAGACACACAGAGCAGUGCAGGAAAGAGUGGAAACUGUCUCACUGCCCACUUUGAGUUUGAUGGCCUUCAGAGGACAGAAAGGACGUGUGAUAAAAGUGUCGAGGAGAGAAAAACUCUGUCACUGUCUCCAGACUAAACAUCAAUGCACAGCCAUCAUCCCAGCAUCCAGUCACAACUGUCCCAGCUGACUGACUGCAUACUCAUGGAGUCAGCCUUCCAUCCUUGAAUCUGUGAACUCGCUCACACUGAAACCUCUGAAGACACCUGAAAUAAGAGUUUCUGUUUAAAUAGAUGACAUAUGUUUCUUGGAAUGAAUAAAUUAAAGUAGAAAUAACUUGCUCUCAUUUAAGGUUUCUUUGUGUGCGUGCAGCAGCCUCACGCUGCUGCUCAGCCUCUGACCAGCUCGUGUGUUUCCUGUAACAACACAGCACCAUCCACAGGUUCACACAUGUAAUCUGGAGAACUACAAGCCAGCUCUGAGCUUCGUAGUUCAUUCAUAAAAUCAAGAGAACUGAUCAUGUAGAUUAUGUGUACUGACUUGUACACAGUAAACUUUCUAAUGGUGACAUGAUCGUAUGUGCUGAGUAAAUUGCUCACGGAGGUAAAUACACCCCCAGCUCUAAGCAGCCAGUCACAAACCUGCUGAGUGACUCUGGAUUGUUGUGGGGUGUUCAGCUCACAGUAGAGCACCUCGAGGCGACUGUUUGCUGAGAGCUGGUGCUGUAUAAAUCAAACUGAAUAUUAACAAUCAGGUGGAUUUGAUGUGUGUGAGUUUCUCUCCAGCUGGUCCCUCAGUACAAAUACUACAAACUGUUUUAAUGAGGGUUUAAAGUAUCAGUGUGUUGUUUAAAGUUACAGGUUUUUUCAGUGAGUCUGUGUAUUAUAGCCACACAUUUUUUCUCUUAUAUGAGUGUUUGAGUUAUUGUACACAGAGGAGUUUUAUUAGGAUCAGCUGCUUCCUGUCGUGUUUGUUGUAUAAAUGGAAAUGAACUGCGUGCUUUUUCCAGCUUUGGUCACUUCAGAAUCAACAUGUAUGUUAAUGUCAGAGUUGCUGGGCUCUCCUUUAUUAGCACUCUAUUGUUAUGGUGAAAUAUAUGUGACCUGAAACCAGUAGAAACUCCAACCAGCCAGCAGAGUCUGAGCUCGAGUUCAGCUCGUUUUUCUGAUCCACGACUUUUCUUCAUGAGCUGAAACCAGAUCAGCCGAGUGUGAGAGGAGCGCUCUCUCUGCAUGUAACCAUAGUCACUGCUCCUUAGACCAUUGAACUGGGAAUACUGGGCCCACUGCAUCAACCUGCCAGUACUCAAGUGUGAUCCUUAAAGAGUAGCCCUGCUCCUAAUUAUUAACGCAACAUGUUUUCACUCUGUGUGUGUGUGUGUGUGUGUGUGCAUACAGGGUUUACAGGUUAAUGUAUAAUACUGUAAGAAGAACGUUCAUUUUCAUGUGCUGCGGCCUGGCGUUGCCUCCAGCUGACAGCAUGGAGAUAAUAGUAAUAAAAUAAUGAUAUCCUGUGACGUGUUCACACCUCCAACACGCCCUUUACUCCUUCUCGCCCUGUGAUGUGUUCGUGUGUGGAUGAAGUUGUUUGCAGUGCUACAGAAGAGCAGCCAGCAUAAACACACUGUUUCAUUUCAAACACAGAUCUCAGCAGACAAAGUUUUUUCUGUGCAGUUUCUGAGUUUGUGUGUCGGUAGCUGAAUGUACACUUGCUGUAUUUCCCAGUGAGGUGUGUGACCCUCAGCAAGUGAGAUAUAAUAAUCCUAAUAGAUGUUAGAGGGUUUGGGGAUAUUGGAUGGAUACAUGAUGUGUUGCUGAAUUAUGUUUUUGUGAAAUGUCUUGCAAAAAAAACUGAAGUAUAAUAAUUUUGUGUUAUUCAAAGUUUGCAUGAAAAACUGGACAGUUAAGUCCAGGCUAAAGGUUGUGGUGGUGCACUGUGUGGGAGCGGUGCAGAGCAGGCUGUGAUGUGCGUGGUCGGUGUUGGGUUACAUCAAGGGUGGCAGACAUGUAUGUAUUUAAGGUGAUGAUGCAGAUUAAAUUUGACCUUUACCCUGCAGGAAGCAGCUGCUUCUAUCCUGCUGAAUUCAGUUGGCUAAAUGCACAAAGAGCAGUAAAUCUGUGAGUGGCAGCUGAUCACAACCUGGACAAAGUAAAAUCUACUGAAGCUCACAAUACAAAUUAUUAGGACUUAUUUCAGUGUGAUUCUUUCACACCAUCAGUGUUACACCCCAUCUUAGGGUCCCCCCCACCUGCCAAUCCCCCUUUAACCCCUGUGUGACUGCAGAGCCGUUCCAAAUUUACUGCAGCUCUCUGCAGUAGUUUCCUGCAGUAUUAGUGGGACAUGCUACUUGACAUGUAGCUUGUUGGAGUAGUACAUUUCGCAUAAUACAUAGUAAAUAUUUUUCUGGGAUACUAAAUAUUAGUAUGGGUAUGGGAGCAGAACCACUUUGUUUGUGUCUAAUGCCUGCAGCAUGUGUCCUGUUCCUGGGCUGCAGCUGGUUCCAGUUUACUGUGUAAGAUGCAGGCAGACGCCGAUUUUGGAAAAAGCAGCAGCAGACAGUACAGAUGGAUACAGAUAGACUGACAAACCUGAUGUUUCUGCAGAGAGACGAGCUGUUUGGUCACAAACCUGUUCUCAGUGAUCGCCUUCAUCCUGUGAGGAAACAUUUCUGUCCUGAUGGAAGGUUUCAGGAUGACAGGGACUCGACCUCAGCCCACCUCAACGCCUGAGGGGAUCUCAGAGCCGUGUGUUACAGUGUGUUACAGUGUGUUACAGUGCUCUCCAUCAAAAGGCCAAAUGAAGGAAUUUGUUUUGGAGGAAUGCUCCUCGUCCCUUAUGUUGGAUUUUAGAGACGGAGAAUUAAUAUCAAGGAGAGUUCGAUCUUUUUGGUUGGCAGCGGGUGUCCCAAACUCUAAUUCCCAAUUCCAUCUGCAUCAUAGCCUAGCAUAUAGCCUAGCUACUUGCGCUGCACAAUAGUAACUGAGGACUGAAUUCAUGGAAUAACUCAUUGGAAAGCAUUCAUUUCAGAUCUGUAGGUGAAAUAAGAUUGUUUUUGCAUGACGUACAUGAAUCCAUUAGUUAUGGAGGGACAGCUGUCACUACAGCACAGUGACAAACAGCCUGGUGUCUCCAUGCAGAGGUUACUGCUCCAGGCCUUUUGUUUAGGACAGCAGACUCUACCUGUGAACUGCAGCAUGUUUAUUGUACAUGAUAUGUAAAACAAGGACAAAUGGUUUUGACAGAUGAGUUAUUGCUUAUGUGUUGCUGUGCUUGUGUUUUAAAUGGACACUGAGAGGUUUGUACAUAACUUGCUGUGUUUCUAAUGAGGUUUUAUUUAUGUUUUUAUAAAGUUCAUCUUACUAAAUGAGGACCUUUAUUAUGAUCGAGUUCGUAACCCUCUGAGGACUGGAAAAGCACUCAUUUUAUAUUUUUGUUACUAAACAUGGCUACAUAGGUUAUUUGUGUUCAAAUGCUAUAAAUUCAGAUUAUUCCGUUUGUGCUGUUAUAUACUUACGUAUAUCUUAUAGUUCUACAUUUGUACUUUUUUUAAAUACUGCUAAAGAUAAGGGCAGCAGUGAAAUGAAAACAGAGGGUUCACUGCAGACGUGAUGUUUGAGACGGUCCACAGGUAUGAGUUAUUUAUGAUUUUAAAGGUUUAAAGCUUCGAUAUUGUUAACAGUUUGUUGUCAUUAAAAAUACAUAUGUUGCUUUAGAGAUUCUGUGGUGAUAAAUUAUAUGUACAUGUAUAAACUGAAUAAAUGCUGUUUGGGGCUAA